AUCCGCACCGUAAGUUGAUGGAAGGACAGAGUGAAGUGUAUAUGCCCUGGAGACGCCCGCCAUGAGAGAGUGUAACGUUACAAGUGGUUCCACAUGUUGGUCCAGUAUCGGGCUGAUUAAGCGAUUCGGAAGAGGAAUUAUCAACGCAAAAGCGCCCCGAAAGGUGGAGGAAGUGAAUGAUUGCGCUGAAGGUUGAUUAUGAAUUCAAUGUCAGUUGAUGUAACCGAAGCGAGAAGCGAAUAUUUUUGGGGGAUCCGCGUGAGCAUGUGUUGGUCGAAGUGUUCGGUUGGUUGUGUUUUGGCCGCCCGAAGCAGCGCCGCGAUAGAGUUCUAAGCCGCAAAGUGUUUAGAAUGCCCCAGCGCUUGGAUGUGUUGAGGUGAACUUGUGAUAAAACCCGUGAUGGUCGUGGUGACCAUGGAUCCCCCAGUCUGGAUGUGACAGUGAGUGUGCGUCUGUCUCGCUUGUGCAGUGAGAGUGAAGGAAAAAAGGCACAAUUAAGAACGAGUGUAAGUGGCCUAAAGACCUAUAUUCGAGUGAAGUUUUGAUUAUUCCCGAAAUUUUAGUGUAAAUACGCCUGGGUUUGGCGCGUUUCUUCGCGUGCGGUGAUAGUGAAAGUGACCUACAGUCAGAAUUCGUUCCGCUUCUGGAAGUGGAUGACGCUGAAACUGUUGACAGCCGUUUGAAGUCACGAUAUUCUGGAAUAAGUUGAUUUGCCUUUUUUCCAUUCUGCAGUUUUUUGCAGGUUUCGAAUUAGAAGAAAUACAAACACAGUGCUCUGUAAGAGGAGAAUCAAAGGAAAUCUGUGCAUAUGUGUAAGUGCGCGUGCAAGCGAAGAAUACUGCGAAUAAGAGUGAUUUUCGCGAUCAUUGCGAAUUCAUAGAAUCGAAUCAAUUUGUGUGCGUAUGAUUAUUAUUCGCGAAUAUCGCUUCCUGAUACGUCGAAGACUUUGGUUUUGUAUGCAAAAUACAGCCGAUUGGCGAGUUUUGCUGACGUCCAAAUUCGGUGUGACCAUGACACCAACGGUGGAGGCGCCACAUUGCGUCCUGUCGGUGUGUUAGUGUGCAUGUGCAACGACGGCGAUGGCCCAAAAUCGCUCCAGCUGCGACCCUGUAGCCGAGUGACAUCAAGCUGCGUAUUUUGAUACCACCCCCGCAACCGAAGCAGAGCAACUUCCGCUCCCACUAGUGACUCUGUGCAGCUACACAUUUUACCGCUGCUGCUGGUGUAAAAUUUGGUCAACCAAUCUAUGUGCUGUUCCCUGUUGCAUCUGUGCUCUUUCUUCGACCUUGAACUAUAUACUUGUCUUGCUUAUCUCGCCCCAUUGUGCUUCUGCUGCUGCUGCAUCUCUUCCUGUUGCAUCCCGGGAAUCAACGAUCGCCUGAGCGUAUCCAGUGAUUGGAGCGCAAUAGUGCAUAUUUCGGAAACGACCCUCCGCACGGAUGUGCAUUUGUGUGCUUAUAUGUGUGCGUGUGUGGGCUGGAACUAGCAGCAUCCCCCAACAAUCUGGGGAGGUUUUUGGCGCUGGCCAGCUCGAAAAUCUCGUUAUCAUUCAGUCAAGUGCUACCUGAUGGAAUAGGGCUAACAAAGUGUCUCGCGUACUCGAAUCGUUAGUACAAAGAUCCAAAGUGUUCAACCCAAGUCCGUAGCGAAAAAAAAGCUCCCCCACUUAGUGAAGUGUUCAAGUGAUAGAAAAGAAAAUAAUAGUUGUUUAAAAAAGUAACAUUAGAUUUUGUAAUACAAUCUAAGCUGUGUGUGAAAUUUCCCCAAAAAAGUGAAAUAAAAUGCACGAAGAGUCCUCCCCGACGGCGACGAGUUCCUCGACAGCUUCCAAGCCUACCAGUAUCGUGUACGCCAGCAUUAACGAGGCAGGCGGCAGUGGCAUUGGCGAGGGUGGACAUUCGUUGAAUGGCAACCUUCUCAUUACGACAUCGCCGAUCCAAGAUGCAACGUCAUCGCUGUUCGAGUUGGUGCAACAGCAUCACCAACCGCCGCUCCAGCAUCAAACGCAGCAUCAUCAACAGCAGAUUAUGACAUCCACCCAACCGAUUCACACUACUAAAAUCAUUAUCACCAACAACCCGCUGAUCAGCACCUCUACUAGUCCAGUUGGAGUUCGUUCCCUCCAGCAUCAUCACGCUAUGCAUCAGCAACACCAGCAGCAGCAGCAGCAACACCACGUCCAACCGAGCUCAUCCACGAGCGUAAUGGUCGGCUCGGGGACGUCGUCGAGGACUGCUGUCUGCUCCACUGCCGCCGGAACUACCACCAUAGUCAUUAACACAAACGAGCCACCGUUCGAUGCUGCGACAGCGCUCCAGCUGUCCUCCACCCUAGAGGCUGAAACGUCCGGAGCGUCCGGUGGACUGCUGGCGGACGUCGGCUGCAGCUCGACGGCAGCAACUGCCCUCAUCGAUCUGCAUCCGUCAUCUUCGUCCAGCAGCACCACCGCUUCCCCACCCACCGACCGUGGGGCGGCAGGCGGAGGAAUACAUUUUCAGGAAUUGACCGCUACCGCUACGAGCAGCGCCAGCGGAUCGUCCGACGGCGUCGGACUGCACGAGCCGAUCGAGAUCAAAAUUCCAUCGGAGGGGUCCUUCACGGAGGGAUCCGAUGGUGGCUACCACGAGAACAUCUCCCAAACGCAGUCGAACUAUCUCGCGAUCCCCCCGUCAGAACUGUGCCCGGUGUGCGGUGACAAAGUUUCAGGCUACCACUAUGGACUGCUGACGUGCGAGUCCUGCAAGGGCUUCUUCAAGCGUACCGUCCAGAACAAGAAGGUUUACACGUGCGUCGCCGAGCGGCAGUGUCACAUCGACAAGACCCAGCGCAAGCGCUGCCCCUACUGCCGCUUCCAGAAGUGCCUCGAGGUCGGCAUGAAGCUAGAAGCCGUGCGAGCCGAUCGGAUGCGUGGAGGAAGGAACAAAUUCGGCCCCAUGUACAAACGCGAUCGGGCGCGGAAGCUUCAAAUCAUGCGGCAGCGGCAGCUAGCGAUACAGGCACUGCGGGGGUCGAUAGGUGGCGGCGUCGGCAUCGGUCAGCUCGGUUCGGACGGUGCGUCACCGCAGCUGCAGGGCAUCGAUUACCACCAGCCGUACUCCAGCAUGCAUAUCAAGCAGGAAAUCCAAAUACCGCAGGUGUCUUCGCUGACGUCCUCGCCCGAUAGCUCACCUAGUCCGAUCGCGAUUGCGUUAGGUCAAGUGAACCCACAGACGACGAUAUCGUUGAGUAGUGGCGUAGGAGGUAACGGAAGUAGCGGCGGUGGUGGCGGAGGCGGAGGCAACAACAACGGUUCCGGUGGAUCCAACUCGACGCUACAAACGCUGCAGAAUCAACUCUCGGAGUCCAAGCUAUGGAUGAGCGCCAAUUCGACGACCGCUUCGCCACAUUCGCUAAGUCCCAAAACGUUCAGCUUCGACAGUGGAACGAUCCCCACGAGCACGGCCGAUUCGGGCAACCCGGCGGACACGUUAAGGGUAUCACCGAUGAUUCGCGACUUCGUACAAUCGAUCGAUGACCGGGAGUGGCAGACGGCGCUGUUCUCGCUGCUUCAGAACCAAACCUACAAUCAGUGCGAGGUGGAUCUCUUCGAGCUGAUGUGCAAAGUAUUAGACCAAAAUCUGUUCUCCCAGGUGGACUGGGCGCGGAAUACCAUAUUCUUUAAGGAUUUGAAGGUGGACGACCAAAUGAAGCUGCUGCAAAACAGUUGGUCCGAUAUGCUGGUGCUGGAUCACAUCCACCAGCGGUUACACAACGGGCUGCCGGACGAAACCAACCUGCACAACGGGCAGAAGUUUGAUCUCUUAGGUUUAGGUUUGCUGGGCGUCCCCAGCAUGGCCGAUCAUUUCAACGAGCUGCAGAACAAGCUGCAAGAGCUCAAGUUCGAUGUUGGCGAUUACAUCUGUAUGAAAUUCCUGCUGCUGUUGAAUCCUGGUAAGAACGAUUAUUUUCUGGUUUUGAGUGGUUAUCUAAUUGGCAUUCGUAUCGUAGAAGUUCGAGCGAUCACCAACCGGAAGACGGUGGUCGAAGGCUAUGAAAAUGUGCAAGCAGCACUGCUGGAUUACACCCUCACCUGUUAUCCGUCGGUGCCUGAUAAGUUUAGUAAAUUGCUCAGUAUUAUUCCGGAAAUUCACGUGAUAUCGUCGCGGGGCGAAGGGCAUCUGUACAUGAAGCACUGCGCCGGCAGUGCGCCCUCGCAAACCCUGCUGAUGGAGAUGCUGCACGCCAAACGCAAAUGAAGUUGACGGGGAAGUAACAACAGCGGGAGGGUCACCUAGGGGAAAACGGCCGGAAUCGUUUCCUAAGUACAGUGCAGACAAAAUGUGGUGUGAAUUGCAAAGGACUGUGUGUUCCUUUCGUGUUUAUUUAGUUAGUGUAUGCUGUUUCGAGCGAAUAAUUUCUUCUUUAUUUUGUGUUGAAAGAAAACAAUCGGUUUUUAAUAUUGGUUACAAACCGCUGACGUCCAUCCAUUUGGAAGCAACAGAGAGCAAUGGUUCUGGGUGUGCCCCUGCCUGUACGGUUGAUUCACACCAAAUCAGUGCCACAACGCAACACGCAAGCAACCAGCAGACAUACAGAACCGAAUCUGUAUACGAAUAAAUAGAUUCUCCAAGUCCACUAAUAUGCACAGUAAUAAAACAAUGAUGUUACCAUUCAUCUCAGCGAAUUAAAUUUUAAUUCUACCCUAAUUGUCAACUCAGAAAAAAACAAAAGUAGUUUUAGUCAGACAAACAGAAGCAAAACACGCCGUAGAAGAAAUAGUCAAAUCAAAAAAAAAUUGUUGUCAAUCCAAAUCAAAUUUGCCGAAGAUGAAAAAAAACAAUUCAGUGUAAAAUGUUAUAAAACUAUUCCGGAUACAACACCCAAUCAUAUGCGAAAGCAAGCAAGCAUGCAAAACUCGUGACUUGAGGCGAAGAAGCUAAAAACGAAACACAACACAACCAACGUAAAAACAAAGGAUCUAAAACUAAGUGUUCAGUAAAUGUUAAAACAAAAUGCAACUAUUAACGAAUUCUCCUUAAAUGAAUAACUUUUUUUUUGCUGUAAUAAUCAUAUAUUUCUUUCCGGAUCUUAGUGCAAUAUUUAACAAAGACAACCACACACACCAUGUCAUUCAUUAAUUCAUUGUUCACACCGAUCGUCUUCUGAGACAGAAGAGCGCAACCAAAAUUUGAAACAAGAAGAGUGGUAUUCCUUCCAAAUUCAUCUCACCAGAAUCGCCACAGUGAUGGUAAUUAAUUAUGUUCUAUUGAUUGCACCCUAAGAAAAUAUCCUCUUUGUCCACACAAAACCCGUUCUACUCUAAUAUGCAAAAAGCACGCCCGAUUCAAUAUUAAAGAUAAACAACAGAACAAACGUAAAAAAAGUGUGUGCGAGAGAGAAGAAAAAAAGUUCAAAUCGAAUAUGUUGAAUAAGUCCUUACUCGUUAAAACUGAGCAAAGCAAAUGAUACUAAAGCUGUAUACUAAGCGUUACCGCCAUAACCGACACAGGCGAAACAAGUAAGUGCAGCAGGAGAGAAAUUUAGGAAGAGCAAACAAAUGUGUUUCAAAUGGUUAAUCGCCGUUGAAGCGAAUCAACUGUUAAUAGUUACUGUGUGCUGAGAGUAAGAACACAUUGGAAAAAAACAUGUUAGGAAUUCAGAACCGUCACACUUAGAUUUCACCCCACAAUCGAGUAUUGCAACAAAUGUCCAUACAUCAUCGCCAUCGUGUCGCUGCGGAACAGAACAAAUCCUUAGAUGUUUGUCCCGGGCAAAACCUAGCGGCGUUGGUCACAAUUACCAAGGAACGUGAAACAUAGUUCCCAAUGCGCGUUUGGGUGCAAGUGUUUGAAACGAUCUUGAAUGGUGGGCGCUGUUUUCUAGUACCUCGUUUCGGAUAGCAGAGGGUAGAGCUUCGAUAGGUCUGGUACUUCAAUUCGAAGGCAGUAAUGCUAGAACAUCAGCAAUGGAAACGAGCCUCAAUUAUCGAGCAUUUAUCAGAACAGAGAGGUAAAUUAUUUUCAUCCUAAACUAUCGUUCAGUGCUCGGAUUCAAUCGAGUGGGAUUCUUUUUAUCGAUGUUACAUUUUUAUUUGUUUUAUGAAAUAAUAAAUGCUAUGGAAGUGGGCGGACUCAAAAUGUUUUUACAGAUACCAGGUUGAAAACUUAUUGGACCAUAUCAUUUCAUGAUUUUAAUAUAAUUCCCCGCAAUUUCAAUACACUUGUUCUAGUGAUGUUCUGGUUUGUGAGUUAAUUCCUGGAAUGAGAAUCCGGAGGACUGUCGGAAUACACUUUCACGGCUGCUAUUACCUCACCAAUCAAUAUUUACUCAGAAAUUUGAAAAUCUAGAUCAGUAAUGAGACAGAAAAAAUCAAAACUUUAAACAGCUGCAAUCCCCAAACCAAUUGCGCUGCAGCGCGGACUCGAUUAUAUACAGUUUUUGAUUUCUUUUCACUGUAUAUAAUCGAAAAAAAAAUUGAUUUGUUUGUUUUGCAUGUAUUUUUCGAUUUUUGAAAAUAAAAGAGGAAUUUGAUUUUUGAUUCAUCCCCUUAAAGUCAGAAAACACCUUUCUCAUAUGAAAAAAAUAAAUUUAUCCAGAUUAUCUAAGGAGGUGAUAGACGAACAUAUUUGAUGAAAAAAAAUCCUUCUACGCAUAUGUUCGAAUUCCAACAAUGACAGAGUUAUAGAACUUUUUUUUCAGACUCUGUUGCCUCAAACUGGCUCUACAUUAAAAGGUACGCUAUGGAAAAUGAUUCUGAUGCUCGUUUGAAAGAUGAGAAAAUUUAGUAUAUGAUGUAGUAGCGGAACAACUAAAUUAGUGGAUUUUAACAACAUUUUGGAAGUGAAAAACAUAAAAGUUAAAAAUUUUUAAUGUGUUAUUAUUAAUUUUAUCCUGUAAAUUUAUACUAAACUAAAUUGUUUCUAUCAAUUAAAUUGAAGUUCUUUAACCGCUCUACAAUUUGUUCUUUGACUCCCAAUUCUAUCUUUCCUAAUUUGGCUGCAAUAUCGAAAAUUCAAAAUUCAAAUCUUCAAAAAUCAUGAUUUUUACCCCACUUUACAUGUAAUAGACCCUUAAACUUCACCUUAAUGCUGAAAGGUUACAUUUCUUCUUGAAAUAAGCAAUAUUUGAAAUAUAAAAAAAAAAUGUUUUUCCAAAAUUGCAUAUAAUCGAGACUGCAUAUAAUCGAGUCCGACCUGUAUUAUAGAAAGCUAAAUAAAAUUGAAAAGGGGAUUUAAUUUCUGAUUAAAUUGAUAGUAACAUAAUUUACACAUUUUAUUUUUUGCAAAACUCUUCUAUCUUCAAAGGUGCAUACCUUCCAUUAGGGAAUUCACUGUAGUUUUGGAUACUUUCCUGACUGACUUACUACGAAAUUCUGAAAUGUUUUCGGUUCAUUACUUCAUUGACUUCAAAUUUCUUUUAAUUAAGGUGAAGGUGGAAGGAAGCCAUUGUAGUAGUAUAGGUAAAAUCACGUGUUCUCAUGGGGUAAUAGUGUUUGUGAGAGAAGAGCAAAGCACACGUAAAUAGAUUAAUUCACUUAUCAGACUGUGUGGCGCUUCAUUGACACGAGUCUUAGAACACAUUUGAAAAAAAAUAACAAUUCAAUGCUAAAAUAUAAAUAUAUAAAGAAGGUGUAUUUGCAAAUGAAGUAAAAUUCUGAUUUUACGCGAGCGUAACAUGAGCCAAUUCAUAACACAUGCGCCCAAGUUCUUCCGCACAGUAACUCGAUGUUGAUAAUUUCUCAACGUUUUCCUUCGUUGAUCGUAUUAUUUUCAUAUAUUCACGUUGGAAAGCCUUAACCCGUCUUUUCGUUGGCCGAGGCAUUUUGAUUGGAUGUAAUACCUUUCCGUUUACUAUUUUUGAAAGCAUAGGCAGCCGUGGCAGUGUUCUGCAAUACAAUUUUCUUAACCAAUGUUUAAGUUGCUAACACUUACAUCAUAGACCCAUUAAACGUAAGAAAAAUAAUUGUAUUGAUAUCAUUUUCUUCGCACUGUUUCGCAAAAUUAUUAAUUUUCGGGCGAGGGGUAAGGGAGGGAGAUGAUAGAAAUGAGCGCCAUUGCGGCAGCUAUUUGUGGCUUCCUUCCACCUUCACCUUAAGGCAGUAUUCUAGUCUAGAAAUUUGUAAAAAAUCAAAAAAAAAUCCUCCAUAUUUCUGUAGUUUAGGCAUUCAAGAAUAUACCCUAGAAAAGACUUAUCGAAAAUACUAAUAUUUAACGAGUUAGAGCCAUUUUAGUGACGCGGUAUCUAACCUGGUACGGCCAUAACAAUGAACUUCAAACGCUUUUUUCUCGAAACUAGAUUUUUCGAACUGGCGUACACGAUAUCUCAAGUUCUACUGAACCGAUUCAUGUCAUUUCUAUGGAUACAAUCUGCAGGCAUCUCUAUAUCGCAUGAACCUCUAAAAAAAUUAUAUUUUUUAAAUUUAAUAUUUUUAAAAAAUCGAGAAACGUAAGAAAAAAUGUUUUGAACCACAUUUUGUUUUUCAAACGCCCGCCAUUUUGUCAAAAAAGAAUCUUUUCGACUUGUCCGAGGUUCACGCGAUAGCGGCAUCUUUACUGAUUCAGAAUCUGGCCGAUUUUUUGUUUCAGAUAACCAGAAGGGCUGGAAUCGUGUACGCCAUGGCACAACUUUUUUCUGAACCCAAUCACUUCAUCAUCUCUUAACUAUUCUAGUAAUGCAUAUUUUUUCUCCGUUCGAAUUUUGCUUCAUUGUUAAAAAAUAGAUGAACAAAUAAUGAUGUGAUGUUUUCGUGUAUCUACACCACAAUACCCCCAUAAUGCGAAUUGGCAUCUCUAGGAACCAAAAUCACAUUGUUGUCUUCAUACCAUUUCAAAAUUCCUUUGGUAUACAUGAAGCCAAAUCUGACCAGAAGAAUGUAGACACAUUGUGUUUCCUUAUGAAUGGCAAUAGACGCUUCUGUAGGCACAAUUUUUUCAAAAUUUCAGAAUUUAGAAAUCGUUUGUGACGAUUUGCUUUUGGCACCACAACUACAAAUCGAAUCAUUUUUCAUGUCCAACUAUUCAUUCCAUAUUUCGCAAAGAAGACGAACCACAUUCAUGUUGGUGGUAAAACGGACGUUGUGUAUUUAUGUUCGCAUCUUCUCGCGUGAGUCAGGAAAAAGACCGCUCAAACUUAAGGAGUCCAAGCGAGUCCAGAUGUCCGCUCCUGCUGAGCCUAUUGAGCUUCGCGUGGGCUGGCUUUUUGUUUUUAUUUUAGGAUAAUAGUUGGAAACCCACAGUGUUGAACUACGAAAAAAACUUUUUUGCCUUCCACACGUUUUUGAGAUGGUCACAUACCGAUUUGUGUUUCUUACAUUGUUUACGAAAAAGGCAGCCCCAUUGCGCACACACAGCUUCCUAACACCCAAAAUUCUAGAUCACUAGUACUUCUGUUCAAUCUCAAAUAACAAUCUUCCAAAACCAUCAUGUAGAUUGUUUUCAAUACUUGUACCAUUUCGUUCUUACUGAUUAGGUACUUUGACCCGAAAGACAUUCGUCCCUACACGAUUGCUUCAGAAUUUGUCGUAUAGGCAUGUUCCAUCUAAAAUCGGAACAAUUGUAUAAUAUAUAUUAUGAGAGUACUAUCUCCAGAGUGAUGUUCAAAUCAUUAGCCGAUCGUUCAAUAUUAUAGACUUUGCACGCUGUUGAUAUGUAGGCAACGGAUAGGGCUACAUCACAGUUGAAGGGUUUAUUAUCUGGUAUAUAAUUAGCUAUGCGGAGGCGAGAGGCGAUGAUAUUGUGGAAUGGAACUGUUAGGCUAACCAGAUGUAAUCGUAUUGAUUAUCCGCAAGACGACACUCAACGCCCGUUGGCUUCAAAUUAUAAAGAACCCAAGUACCUAACUUUAGAAUCAUUCCCAACGCAAACAAUCGCUUGGUAAUGGUUUGGUAGAUAACUUCUAAUGCUGAAGCAAGCUCGUCUUGUGUUUGGCACGGAUCCAUGUUGAGUAAUGCCAGCUUCUUGGAACGUUUUUAGUCUUUCUUCACGCGGAUAAUCGUCAACAUCGAGCAACUUUGAAGCAACGAAACCAAUCAUGGCACGUUGUUCCACUUCGAAAAAUUUUGUAGCACUUUGUAUUUCUAGUUUUUUUUUAUGGAGAUGAUAUAAAUUCAAAAACAUAUUUUUGAUAUACUAGAGCAUCGAAAGUAGCCUCGCGGGCUAAAAUAAGCUCCGCCUGAUGAAAUGUAAUUCGAUUAUAGUCUUAAAUCGAAGAAGCAGUGGAGACUAACCUCAAAUUUCACGAUUAAUGUAGAUUUUUGAAACCUUUCUUCCUUUAGGUCGAGAGCUCGUGGAAAUAAUUGCUUGAGAUGUUCAAAUGUUCAACCGAAAAAAGGAUUUUUCCGGGGUUUAUGAAAACAGCACUCGAUUCACUUCCAAAUGGCAUGCCUCUUUGAUCAAGCCUCUGUUUCAAGCAUUUACGCCGCAGAAAAUCGAUCAUCGAUCAACUGAGACAAAUUCGCGAUCAAGAUUAAGAUACACACAAACACUAAUACACAUACACUAACACUUACUAGAAUGACACUAAACAAAUAGAAAAACGAAAAUGUGAUGCAAAACAAAUUGUUAUCGAAUGUGUUCUAGGGAGAAAAAACUAAACGAAAGCGAAACAGACAGAGGGGGGGGGGGGGGAGGGGUCGCAAAAAUAUUCAGCCGUCGACGCAAAAGCAAACAAGUAUUAUCAAAUAGUUUUAUUUAUUUUUAAUGGAUAAGCGCCGAUAAACAAGCGGGCAGCGACGCGGGAUAUAGGGAACAGUUGAAAUUGUUAAAAUUGCAUGAAGUAAAUUGUGUAAAUAGUAAAAAAAACAGUACCUUGAAAUACACUUACCCUCACCUAUUCCUUGGAGGAAGGUGUAUUUAAGCGACAAACAGUACGAAACAAAGAAGGAGGGGGAGAAAGCAGAAGUGCAGAAGUACACAACCCAACAACCAAAUAAUCAGCGAAAGCCAGUAUGAGACAAAGAAAAAAAAAGAAUAUAUAUUUUUUGAUGCCACUUUUAUUCUUAGUAGAAGAAGUCAUAUUAUGGCGCGAACACAAUGGUUACCGAGGGGAGGGGGGUCUCUAAACCAGGUGGGGAUGUCCAUUAGAGGAUUUUCCAGAUUUUCCAUCGCUCCGCCGCUACCAUCGGAACAGCCAACGCCGCCGCACAGUGUAGUAGUCAGGCCUUCAGAGUAAAUCCACAGUAAACACACACGAACACGAAGUCAGCCGGAAGGAAUACGAGAGUCUAGUCGAGCGAUUCUUUAGCGGAAGUAUUUAAGAGUAAAAACAAUUCAAUGAUAUGCCUUUUCAAAAGUACAAAACUUAAACACACUAGACCGGACAUAAAAACACACAUUACAACACACUUAUCACCAGAAAAAACACAUCUCACAAAAAGGUGAGAAUUAUGUACAUGUAGGUAGCAGUUGAUGACCUAAGAAAGUAGGAGCUGUAAUUGUCUUGUAGAAUUUUUCUCACGCUUGUGACACAAACACCAGGGCUAGCGCAGGUUAGAUGAUGAUCGAUGAUCGAUGAUUCUCGUCCGAUUGUGACCAACGUUUGCGUCGAUGCGUCAAAAUUUCCGUUCAGCACCUUGUUCUCAACCAAGCAGCAGCGUGAGGUAACCCUCUCUACAAAUCCAUUAUGAGGAGGGGGGGGGGCGGGGGGUAUGUAGAAGUCAAACGGGCAUCGACGUGAAGUAUAAACCAGAGUAUGAAAGAAAAGGAAGGCGUAGUCGUAGAUAUUGGGAAAUGUAACCAAAUGCUGUGAAAGAGUAAUUUUUUAAAAACAAAAACAAGGAAAGAUGCUAGAUUUAGGUUAUUCGCUUCGUUUUAGUAGAUAGAGUGGGUAAUUAAUGUUAAAACUGGUGAACGUGAGAAAAUAAAGUAUAGCCACAAGUGCAGAGAACCAGGAUCAGAAACGUGUUCAAGAUGUGUGCGUGAUUAGUUAGUUAGGGCAUAUAGGCAAAAAAAAACAACGGAAGGAAGCUCGCACUCGCAGAGGAUAUGUGGGGGGAGAAAAACUUGUUUCCCACCGACAAAAGUAGAAACGGACACACCUUAGGUGCGAACUUCUGUCGCUAAACAUUCCAGAAGGGGUGAUUCAGAAUAAACCACAUGCACACACCCACAAAUGUAACGCGUAAGCUGCUGCUGCUGCUGCGUCGUGAAGAAAAACCGUAAACACUGAAAUGUGGAAAGAUUAAAGAAAAUAAUUUGCCACAGUGAUAUAGAUUUAAUGGAGCAAAACGCACUUAAUUUAUUAAGUAUUGAUCGGUUGGAAGCAUUGUCUUUGUAGAAAAGUAUCAAAAGCUAGAACAUGGAAGAAAAACAUGUGGUCACACAUACCAA
Messenger RNA from Toxorhynchites rutilus septentrionalis, 12305 nucleotides. Its product is annotated as nuclear hormone receptor FTZ-F1-like. Gene Ontology annotation, cellular component: RNA polymerase II transcription regulator complex. The coding region runs from base 1782 to 4235 and encodes 817 amino acids. The transcript is spliced from 9 exons. Gene Ontology annotation, molecular function: nuclear receptor activity; RNA polymerase II cis-regulatory region sequence-specific DNA binding; zinc ion binding. The record is from RefSeq and is a predicted model, not a curated record. Lineage: Eukaryota; Metazoa; Arthropoda; Insecta; Diptera; Culicidae. Gene Ontology annotation, biological process: regulation of transcription by RNA polymerase II; tissue development; hormone-mediated signaling pathway.